Molecule: messenger RNA, 9036 nt
Organism: Brienomyrus brachyistius
Lineage: Eukaryota; Metazoa; Chordata; Actinopteri; Osteoglossiformes; Mormyridae
Exons: 3
Coding region: 5100-6431 (443 amino acids)
Biological process (GO): neuron projection development
Cellular component (GO): plasma membrane
Source: RefSeq, a predicted model, not a curated record
AGGCGGGGGGACUCAGUCGUGCAUAGGUCAAGCCGUGACGGGCUUCUGUCUGUGUGUGCCUGGCUUGCUCCGUGCUGGAGGCUGUCCUGAAGGUCUUCUACUUCUGUUCUGCGGAUCUGUUUGCUGCCAGCUUGCACAAACACUUUCACGUACAGUGGAGUUAGACAGGCACUAACCUAGCUGGAGCACUGGGGUUCAACUAAUAUAUUUGCUUAAAUUAACCAAUUACCUACCAUCUGAAAAAUCUUUAAACGGCUGCUCCUAGCUCCCAUCCCCCCCCCAGGAGCUGGCAGACCUACAUGUGCACGAGUUUAAUGUGUAACGAAUGGCAGCGAAAUUCUUCUCUGCCCUUGUCCUCUGACCUGGCAGUGUUCUUCACUAGAGGAUUAUGAAAGAGCGCAGGGACAAGGGCUUCUCAGGCUCAAUCUGAGCUCCGCUAUCGACCUCAGCUCUCAGCUGCCGAGAUACCACACGAGCCGGAGCGUGUUCCUCAAAACUCUGUCACCGCCGUGCCGGGGAAACGACAAGCUCGGUGUGGACAAGAGUGUUCGUGACUUCGCGUAUGUUUACCAGAGCUUUCAAAACCGAUAACAGAGAGAAGCAGUGGAGAGCUGCCAUAUAAAGGCGGACUUAAAGGAGGGGAAGUCAGCGUUUGCCUGUGGUGGUAUCGGGGAAUCCAAAGUCACACAUACUCCAUUGAUCGCGUUCAUUCCGGCCCCUCCACCGCAUGAACAAAGGCUUCCCGGUUUUGAAAAACUAUCCAAGAGAAAACCUGCACAUCACUGAUGUUUGGAAACAUGUCGGCUGAAAGGUAGCAAGCGGACAUUUGAAAGGUGCAUCCAGCCAAAGAACGACAGGGCGUGUGGCGAAUGGACCGUCAAACAACGGCCACCUAGAGGUGGUACAGCCUGGACACAGCGGACUUCUGCUGUCCUGGCUAGGCAAACCUGCCACCCGGCUACUUUUAGACUGUCCCUCCCACAGAGCUGGACAGCCAAUCCGGAAUGAUCUGGAACAGAUGCCUUUCCUGUCCAGAUGUUCAGGCAUUUUUAAUCAGAGGUGUUCUUAGAAUAUUAUGAACCUAUCAGCCACCAGGUAGGUCUUUUAUUAAAAUCUCAUUCUGAAGAUAUCCACACACGACAACAAAUAAGGGAAAAUCACUAAAUGUCAACAGAGCAUGCAUCCGCAACCCAUGGCAGUUCCUCCUGAAAUGACACAUACUGACAUACAAUUGGCCCACGCUUACACCCCCCCCAGUCCUGAGCUCGUUCCCUGUGGCCCACGUUUGGUCCCACGCAGCUCCAUUUGGAUGCAUGCCUUUGUCCUGAGCCUCUUUCAGCUAUUACCUCUAAUUAGUCAGCUCUCCAAUCAGUCUGGACUGUUGACUUCAUAGACUGCAACAUAGCCCUCAGCCCUGAAAGGUAGGUAACCUAUUUAGACCUAGUUCUUUGUUUGCAAGUUAAUUUGCUGAUGGUGAAAUCGGAGCUUUCCAACACUGGUGUUUUUUCGGGAAUUUGCUGGACUGGAAUCCACGAUAUAAUGAGAGUAAACCAGGAGUCGGAGGUGACUGGACCGGUCACAGCAGCAGUCCUACAGUGACAUGUAAUCAAACACUAAUUAUUACUGCGAAAGAAAGGUGAUAAUUGGCUCUGAGCCUGUGAAAUGAAAAGUGCAAAGAUAGGAUUCCUUUGAGGCCCACAGGCCCUGAAAUAAAUAAGGGACCAGAGCUUUCAAACUCACAGGGCAAACUCACAACACUCUUGGGAUAAUGUCUCUCCCAAUAUCCCCCACUCAAAUGGGUCAAUGCUGUAAUUCACACCGUAGUGCAAUACAAAACGCAAGAUGUUUACCGGAAUCCAAGGGCUCUGGCGUGAUGCAGGCAGACUAAGGAGACGCACGGCGCGAGGCCAACAUAACUCCGUCAGCUUGUUGUAUUCCAUGCUUUUUUUCCUUUUAGACCUCCGGUUAUGGUAAUAAUAUCUUCACAGGAGCCUGUAUUUUACAUUUUCAAACUCUUUCAAAAAACUCCACUUCUUAAAGCCUGUCUUUGAAGUGGAACCGUUCAUAGACAAAGAGCAUAGGUGUAUUUCUUGGCUUGCAGUUGGAUUUUUGACAGCCAUGCGCCCCUUUUAAUUUUGACUUAAAUUACAGAGGACGACACACCAAAGGGGCUUUUAAGCAAACACAAGCUGUCAUUAAUUUGUCUGCUCCAGUUUAGACUUUGGCAUUUGACAGACAAGUGGGGAGGGAGGGUUUAUUCGUUAUGCUGUCUGACCACACCCAGGUAUACUACUAUGGUGAUGCAGCCUGGACGGUCUCCUCAUUUUCCAAGUACUGUAUGUGCCACUGUCUGUCAUCUUUUUCAAAUAUAUAUAUAUAUUCAUUAUAAAACUUUUUCUCCACUAUCUAUGCAACCAACCAGUAUUUCCGACAUUUCAAAUCGAAUGGUAGUCAUCUCCACUGACGUGACUGAAAGGAGUGAUUAAAGAACUUCAGUCCUAAUGACGUGUCGAUCUUUCUACACGUUUUUUUCCCGUAUUCAGUACUCAGUCUCUCUGGAAUUCUGCACUUUACUCCGGUUCGGUUUAAUGGUAACUGUUGCAUCGGUCAGACAUAAGCAUGCAUGGGUCUCUCCCAAACCGAGAAUCAGAUGAGAGAGUAAUUCACGAGCUCUAAGUAGCCAAUUGGAUUUGUCCUACUGCUGUACUUUGUGAUCCUGCCUUCAUGGUAAUUAGCCUCCACCCCCAUGAAAAUGCCAUUUAAUUCAGUAAUGCCCAGCUUCUUCUAAUGGCCGGUUCUAAUAAAUAUGAACACCAGCCGUAUAGAAAGAUGGAGAAAGGAACAAGGAACAUGGACAGAAUUUACCUUUCCUUAUUGCAGUGUUUCUCACCAUUUAAAUUCCUUAAUGAAUUCCUUUGCUAUUUAAAUCCUAGCCUGUGACCGUGCGUAGAGAUUAUGGGAUAUUUUAAUUAUCACGUCGUUUGAGCUCGUUCUCAACCCCAACAGGACAUACCACUGUGCCGGAGAGAAUGUCACCCUGACGCACAUGAAAACAGAAGUGUUGGUCAGCGGUGUACAGUCCCCCGCACCCCCACGCCUUUUCAUUAGCUUCCUGUUGGCCCGUUGGCUCCCUGCCGCCUGACAGCCACUGCCCAGGCACUGCCUCUGUUUUCUCCUUGACACUCUGUUUCCUGCCUACUGCGUUUUGAUUCCAUCAGAUUUCUUUCCCCAAGCUUCUGGUUCCUUUAAUUUCCUGCCAGUGCCUGCUUCUGCCUGCGGGGGGAAAUUGGGCCAAAUGGCUGCAGAGGUUCAUGUUCUCCCAGUGGAACCUCAGCAGGCCGUUAGUUCAGGAAAACAAAUGUCAUGCUUUUAUCAUCUCAUACGAAACUAAACGUAAGGGUCAGACAAUCAGCACAUCACUGUUGCAGCCUGUCAAUGAUACUCGAUGUUAGACACAUUUCAACCAACCGCCUUAUAUGUAGAAAUAUGUCUUCUUGCUAAUUUGAUGUCAAUUAUUUUGAAAGAAAUUGAGUCUUUUUGAGGUAAUUGCAAUUACAUUGUUGGCUGUAUUUGUAUCCAAAGGUGUGUUGGAUGCACAUGUGAUAUUGAGCAAUGUUUAUGUAGGGUGUUUCCCUGGGGAGAUGAAUUAGAGAAUAUUGAAAUGCUGGAUAUUUCGGUUGCAGCACUGGAAGCCCCUGUACAUCGGCACAAUCCGCAUGAAGCUAGCCAAUGGUGAAGCGUUAUCAUGUCUCAUUAUUCUGGAGGAUACGCUUGACUUCAGGUUGACAUGAGUGUGUGCAUGAGAGUCUGUGAAAUAAUUAGCCUGUGCACACCACAUGCAUGCACACGCACACUGAGGCUGUGCUGGCCAAUUCCAGUGAGAGGCUAUUACGCUCUCUGAGUGACAAAUCACACAGGCACUGCUGUAAUACACCUCUGUGCACACACUACACUCUAUUACAUAAAUACAUAAACAAAAACGCAGAAUGUAAACAGAUUACAUGGUCUGCUUACCCAUCAGGCUCCUGCUGCAUAUACACAAUCAUUUUUGUGAUUCAGGGACAGCGUGCAAUGAUAUUUCCACUUGGAAAACAGCACGCAUUUUCACUGUAUAUAAAUAUUUGUGCAUUAUUUUCUAUGCAUAUAAACACACAUAAACAAAUAAAAAAUCUGUCCGACAAGCCAGAAAGGAGAAAAAAAACACUCUAGCGUCCCGAAUCUGUUAUCACACAUGAACCCCGCCGAUAACCAGAUUGCAUGAAAUCUGAUUUAUCUCCAAUUGCCUGACAACCAUGCGCAGAGUUGUCCCAUGGCAACCUUAAAAAAUGAACAUUCAUCAGGCUCCUAUUGAGCAUUGCUGUUCCCAUAGCAACCAGGAGAGAAGGAUGGCUGGCGUGAGAGGGAGAGGGAGAGAGCAGGAGAUAAAGGGAGACAGAGUGCAUGUGGGGGAGGUUGUUUUGGCCAUGAACCACCACUACCCUCAAUGCUUUCGUUUCAUUCAUGCAUUUCUCUCUCUCUCUCUCUCUCUCUCUCUCUCCUUCUUCCCCCAGGUAGCCACGGCGAUGACGGUGCCUGUGUGACGAUCAGGGUGCCUCUUCAGCAGCUCUUCCCCUUCUGUGUCACCAUCCUAUCCUUGCAUGUACUCCCCCCCCCCCCACUCCACUCCAUCCUCCCUUCUCCUCGCACAGAGACAAAUACGAACCCCCCCCCCCCCCACUCAUUUUCAUCCAACCCUCCCCUUGUCCCUCCCCUUCAGAAAAGACCUGGUCGGGGACUGAAGAUCUGCGACAGAGGCUCUCAUUUGUAAUCAGAUGAAAGCAGAGAUAAUCCUGAGGCUGACUCCAUCUUGGUUGCUGCUGUAGCAGGAGGAAGAGGUGGAGACUGAGAAAAGGGGAGGGUCGAUCAGGAGGUCACCUGUGGAUGUGAAGGAGGAGGCGGCUUUCUGUUCCUGCUGAGGUCCGGGAGCGACGUGGGAGGUCUGCAGAGCUCCGGGGACACAUGAACUCCGAACCAAGAAGAAGGAGAAAUACAGUUUGAGGAGGGGGAGAGGAAGAGGAGGAAGAGGCCUGGUCUUUACUCGUCUUCUCAGUGUCCUCCUCAUGGCAGAAAGCAGGUGUCCUGCACCUGACACCCUCCCUCUGGAGGCCCUUGAUGGCACCUCUCCGAAGGAGGAGCUGUGGAAGAGCACAAGCGCUUCCUCCACACACCAGAGGCCCAAGGAGAGUGGGCUGGAGCCACCGCAGGAUGGCUGCCAGGGCGGGUCUUGCACCCCGGAGGUGGCAGCCCGCCGCGAUGGGGCGCGGCCUCACAGCUGUGUCGGGCCACCGGGAGGUGUGGAGAACCACCGGCCCUGUGCAGAUGAAGCCCGCAACCCGGCAUGGAAGGAGAACCACGUGGUGUCAACAUCCAACAUGGACCAGAGAGGAGACCGGCUGGAGCCGGCCAAGCAGCCUGUGCAACGCAGCCACUCAGACGGUCUGCACAGCUCCAGGGAGACCCCAAGCCCCCAGGUCAGGGAGGGGGGCUUCCCCUGCCAGUGGGUGAACUACUGCAGCCGGCAGACACCGGGCUGCCCCUCGCUAGUGUGCAAGCAAGCCAUGCAGCUGCAGCAGAACAACACCGUAACUGUCUGCCAGUGUGGCGGCAGCAGCCCUGCCCACCCACUCAGCAGCGUCCAGAUUCGUGUGCCCAGCGCCGGGGAAAUGGAUGCCCCGCUUGUCAGCUGUGGGGAGGCCUGCUACGGCCCCCAUGUACACGCCUGUAGCCUGGGAGACGCGUGUGCAGCCUUCUGCCACCACCUGCCCAUACCCACACCUGUGCCCCUCCCACCCAGGCUGGUGGAUGCCGAGCGUGGGGGUCAGAGGGCGCCGCAUCACCACGUCGACAGACUUGCCUUCCCCCGGCUUGUCACCUCAGUUAGUGAGACGGGGCUGGACACCAAGAGCGUGACGUGCUGCUGCGGUGGGGACCAUGUAGAGCGGGGUAUGGCCCGGCCGGGGGAGGGCAGGCAGACCCGGGACACGGGCACCAUGACGUCCCCCUGGGAGCUGAAGGACGUGGGCGUGCAGGUGGGUCAACCCCAGUCCACCACCCCGCCACACGUGUUUCCCGAGGUCAGUCUGGUGGAGGAGACGGAAGCCGGGGGGGCAGCAACGCAGAAGUCCCCGGUGAGGGAGGUGGCGUGGGAUGCAGAAGGCAUGACGUGGGAAGUGUACGGUGCCUCUGUAGACCCCGAGGAGCUGGGCCUGGCCAUCCAGAAGCACCUGGAGCUGCAGAUCAAGGAAACUGCGAGCCGCGCCACCCGGCUGGUCCGCCAGGACACGGCGUCAUCCCAGCAGAGCGGGCGGCGCAGGAAGAGGGGCGGAGGCAGCAUGAUCAGCUCGCUGAGGAAUCCCGCAUGCUGUGCCCGCUCCAGUGCGGCAGUGGACUGAGGACGGUGUCACAUGGAGGCUAUGUGGAUGGACAGUGGCAGCCAUAAAAUGCAAAAAAUUAUGUGGGAAGGAGAGAGGGAAGGACAGGACAUCAACAGGCUGGCCCAGGCAGACACACACUGGCAUCACCCCCAGACACCGCCUUCACUUCCACCAGAGAACCUGGAAAUGCACUGUGCUCAGAUCAGUUUGUGUCCCCGUUUGCCAGACCUGCCAUCCUCCGCAUUCCGGAUCAGUGGGCCCGCCAAAAUGCAGCAUUUCCCACGCCUUCGCCCACCCAAAAGACGGGAUGGGAGAUGGGCUCGCGGCCGCCAGCGGGGACAGGCGGCUCGCCCACGGCCGACGCCGGAGGUGUGAGCCGUAAACAAAAAAACAAGCUGGCCAAGCAGUGACAACAAAAGCUGAGUCAUUUCGCCAACUGUAGGAAGAGCAGUGGAAAAAAAACUCAGCGAUGGGGAUACAAUGGUCAGUACUAUUAUCACGAGAGAAACUGAGGCCCUUUAUAACUUCUGCUGAAAGUUAUAUACUGUAGCUGUAAAUACCCCUGUGUUAUAGAAGAGUUACUUCCCUUUUUCACUUGAGUGUGUGAGAAUAUAGCUACAUCGUUAUGUGAUAUCACUCUACCAUAAAUGCUUAUCUUACCAUCUCACGCCCAUAAAAGAAUGUGUAUUUAUUCUAGCAACACUGUGAUUAAAAUGAUAAUAAUGCCCGCUACGAGCAUUAAAAAACUAAAAUCUGGUGAUAAACUGCAAAAGCUGAUCUUGACCCCUCAGUGCUGACACUCCAAGGUCAUAAGGUGAAUAGGAGUCAAUAGCGUGUGUCACAGGGCGCCUCUUACCCGGACGAAAAGCCACAUUCCGAGCUGACUCCAAGCAGGAGAAAAGAGUCGUAUCGUCACGCUCCUUUGUAAAGUCACGGCUGAUAUACCUGCCUGCUGCCUUCCUGGGCUGCUGAAACUGGUAGCGGUGACAUGUGAUGGACUGGAAGAGCUGGUGUGUCAUGAGCUGAGAUAAGGGCACGAACAGGUCCUGUUUUAGCUGUAAGAUCCUGGCCCUAUGGCAGAUGCAUCUCGGCAGGCGAGCGCCUUCAAAUCCGACAGCCAAAUAGCCUAGAUCCUCUUCUGCUUAAACACACAGGCCUUCACCUGAGGAGAGUCACAUGCCUGCCAUAACCACGAGACUGAUGGCGCCCGUGUCGCUGCCAGCUACUCAUUGGUCACGUUUUAGGCAUCCAGUAGGAAACGCCGACCUUUGGGUCCUUCAGAGAUAAUGCCCAUCCUGAGUUGUUCCUCUCCUCACUUCCUGUGCGGUGGGUCACUGUUUGUGGUUAAACAAAAGCCGUAGCUGAAUGUGUUCGUGAGUGUUUGUGUACAGCUGCCACUGUCCAUACCGUGGUUCGAAGUUCACUAACACAAAGUUAAAAAUAGGGGGAAACGCUGGCACACAAACACACAUACCGAUAGCCACAAGUUUUCUAGGUAAUAUCGUUAUAAGUCAUAGAAGUGACGUUUCUUUUUCAGGAAUGGCUCGGCUGUGCCGCUCUCGUUCCUUUUCGGUACCUGAUGUUUACGCUAUGUUUCGACCGUUGGUGGUUCCAGCAUCAACUUCUGCCCUGAGGUUUUUAGAUGUUUUUCCAGUCAUGAGUUUAUGCUCAGCGAUGUAUUAAAGCAAUGAAAGACUCACUGACCCACACGUGUUUGUAAAGAACUCUGUAAUGUUUGGUGUUUGCCAAAUCAAAACAGUGUCUCCCCUGGAAAUCACUUUGGCGCCAUACUUAUGUGGCCUCUGGGUACUAAAUUAGGAGUUGCUCCCUUUUCCCUCAGGACUGAUCCCGGAAGAUUCAGGCCAUGGCUUGUAGCCUUACUGGUGUGAGAUCAGUACAGUUAGUUUCCCUCAGCUGGUUAACAAAACGUCUUAUCUGGCAUGUCCCAAACCUCCAAGGGUCUGGAAUAUAAUACUUUAAUUCCAUGUCCUUUCCCUGGAGCCAAUGUGAGGGAAAGUUACACCUACGAAUCCAUUAAGCACUAGCUGGGAGGGAAUUUAGCGUGGAAGCUGCAAGCCCCUGUGUCUUCACACUGCCCCUGCACUGCACCAUGCUCCCGGGAGUCACUGCGACCUUGACUAGCAUGUUCGCCUAUGCAGCUGACGGUAGUGGGACCAGGGAGACCAUCCCAUAGCAUUUCAAACAGGGCUCCUAAUCUCUCUGGGUAUUGGCCCUCACCGAACCUCAUGAGCACAAGGAUGUAGUCCAUGCCAUUUGUCUUUUGUUCACUCAUAUUCAUGUAUAUAUAUGUUGGUUUAUAUAUAAAAUAUAUAUAUAUUUUGUUAAGACACAUCUAAUAGUAUUCUCAGGGGGCUUCUGCGUUAAACCAUCUCCCCAGCUGUAUUUGUAUCUCUGUAUCUAAAAUAAAAAAAAAUCCAAAAUGUUCUAGCAAAUCUAAAGGGGUGAUGAGUUAGCCGAAUACUCUGGCUCAUCUGCCUACUGUCUGUAUUCUAGUGUUGUGGAUCAAAUUUGAUUGUUGGCUAUGUAUUUUGGAACUGUUUUAAUUGUUUAAAAAUAUCUAUCUGAAUAAAAUUUACCAAUAAACGCAGCAGCUGUAAACCAA